UACAAGGCAGUAGAACUUAAAUAUUUUAGUAGAUCUUAAUUGAACACGUUUGUUUACAUUUCGUCAAAUUUUUGUGCAAAACUAAAAUAUUGAUAUAAUAGUUAAUAAUGAGUGGUAAACCUUUUGAGGAUUGUGAUGUGUGGGAGGAAUCAAAAUCAAAUGACAAUUUAAAGCAGUCAAGCUUCUCAUUUAAGAAAAAUCUUAAAAACAAAACUAAAACUAAGAAGGCGAAAAAACGCAAUCAUAGUUCAAUGGAAGAAGAUGUUGAAGCUGGAAAAUAUGUGAGAGCUCCAAAUUAUGAACCUUUAGAUUCACUUAUUCAAGAUACACCACCAAAUCAAAAGAAGGAUAAGAAAAAGAGAAAAUAUGAAGCAGUUGAUAAAAGCAACCAAUCUUCCGACGGUGUCACACCUGAAAAGAAGAAAAAGAUCAUAGAAAAACAUUUGGAAAGUCAAAAGACUUCAAAUAACAAAGCAAAUGGAGAAAAUGUGAAAACAUUUCAAAAUAAAUUAAGAGAAAAUUUGAAGGGUUCGCGUUUUCGAUUUCUUAAUGAACAAAUGUACAAGCAAACAGGAAGUGAAUCAAUGAAGACCUUCCAAGAAGACUCAACAGCUUUUGAAGCUUAUCAUGAAGGCUUUCGACAUCAAAUUUCUCAAUGGCCGAUGAAUCCACUUGAUAGAAUCAUUAAAAAUAUUAAAAAAUUACCGAAAAAUCAUGUAAUUGUUGACAUGGGCUGUGGUGAUGCAAGACUGUCACAAUCAGUCCUGCAAAAAGUUUAUUCAAUCGAUCUGGUAUCAAAUAUUGAAGGAGUCAUUGAAAGUGACAUGGCGAAGACUCCACUGGAAAGCAACAGCACUCAUGUCGUCGUUUAUUGUUUAUCAUUAAUGGGAACCAAUUUAAAAGACUUCUUCAUCGAAGCUAAUCGAAUUCUGAAACUAAAUGGCAUCAUAAAAAUAGCAGAAGUUUCAUCGCGUUUUGAUAACAUCGACACAUUCAUUCAAUUCGUUCAAAAGUGCGGCUUCGAACUUGUGAGCAAAGAUCUCACUCAUAAUCUUUUUUAUUUCCUCAAUUUCAAAAAAACACAUGAUGUUAACAAUUUCAACAAGAAAAUUCCUGAUUAUCAAUUGAAGCCAUGUUUGUACAAGAAAAGAUAAAAGUUGAUAAUAAAAAAUUGAAGGAAACUCUUAAUAACUUCUUCCAAAUAAAGUGUAGAAUUUCGGUUUGUUGUUGCAUGCUGGAUAAAUGCAUUUAUCAGAUGCUUGGAUGUCAGCUGGUUGUUCGAAUGGUAUGCACAAGGAUUUCGCUCCCAUUGCAGGUCCUUGAACGUCACCUUCAGUGUCAUCACGAGCACUGUCAGCUUUAAUCUUCUCUUCACAUGGAAUAUCGCCACAAAAUGGAGCCAUGAUAAUGUUCUUUGCAUCCAAGAAUGUUGUCAAUUCCUUCCAUUGCUUCGUAACUUUCAAAUGACCAUUCAAAUCUUUUGUUGCCUUUUCCAACAUAUUUUCAUGAAUCUUCUCCAAUAAUUUAGGAAUUUCAGUGACAGCAGUCGAUCGAUCGAUUGUCAACUUCUCAGCAGUGUCACGACGAACAGCAACAAAUUGCUUCGAUUUCAUAUCUUUCGGUCCCAACUCGAUUCUUAUUGGAACUCCUUUCAACUCCCAAUGAUUGUAUUUCCAUCCUGGCGAAUAAUUAUCGCGAUAAUCGCCUUCAACUCUUAUCCCACCUUUCCUUAAGUCAUUCUCCAAUUCCUUACAACAAUCAAUCAGAAUUUUUCUAUCGCUUUCCGAUGUUGUUGCGGUUAUUCCACAAGGAACAAUGACGACUUGAUAACAUGCAACACGUGGUGGUAAAACUAAGCCUUGAUUGUCAGCAUGAAUCAUGACCAUCACUCCAAUCGUUCUUGUGGUGAGUCCCCAUGAAUUCUGGAAGGCGUAUUGCUUUUGUUGUGUUUCAGGAUCUUCGAAAACAAUUUCAAACAUCUUUGCAAAGUUCUGUCCAAGGAAGUGACUUGUUGCGCCUUGAAUUCCUCGACCACUCGCUGAUACAAAAGCUUCCACUGUCGUCGUAAAAUCUCCACCAGCAAACUUCUCUUUUUCAGUCUUCCGACCUUUAAUUACUGGAAUUGCCAACAAGUCAGUGUAGAUUUGCUUGUAAAGUUCCAAAAUUUCAAGAACUUCGUCUUGUGCUUCUUUCGCUGUUGCGAAUGCUGUGUGACCUUCUUGCCAUAGAAAUUCGCGAGUUCUUAAGAAUGGUUGUGGAUGUUUGAAUUCCCAACGCACAACAUUAUUCCAUUGAUUUAAACGAAUUGGCAAGUCGCGAUAUGAUUGAACCCAUUUAGCGUAUGCUGGAUACAUGACUGUCUCAGAUGUUGGACGUACAGCGAUUGGUUCAGCAAGAUCAGACUCACCUGACUUUGUCACCCAAGCAACUUCAGGUGCAAAGUCAGCGAUGUGAUCUUUUUCCUUCUCCAAAGCAGCUUUCGAUACAAACAUUGGGAAGUAACAUUCCUUAACACCCAUUGCAGUGAUUUUCGCAUCAAACCAACUUUUGAUUUCCUUCCAAAUGGCAAACGACCAUGGACGAAGGAUGUAACAUCCAGACACGUCGUAAUAUUCAAUCAUCUCACCUUUGGUGAUGACUUGCGAGUACCAAUCGGGAAGAUUUUCUUCUUUCUUUGCUUCCAAACCCAGACGAGUUUGUUUCUUCAAAGCUCCUGAAGCUUCUUCAGCUGACACAUUUUUACUCUUUUCUUUCGUUGGUGCUGAUGCUUUAACUUUCGUUUCUUUUGGUGCUGCUGGUUGACGACCUGCAACUGGGAAAUCUUCUCCAACUUCUUGCUUAUAUUCAGCUUUUAAUGACAAUAAAGUUGCGACAGCUGCAUCAACGUCAGCUUUUGGUGAUGCUUUAUUGGACUUUA
Molecule: messenger RNA, 2917 nt
Organism: Clunio marinus
Lineage: Eukaryota; Metazoa; Arthropoda; Insecta; Diptera; Chironomidae
Source: the annotation of a GenBank genome assembly